This is a messenger RNA of Cucurbitaria berberidis CBS 394.84, 2815 nucleotides long. RefSeq lists its product as uncharacterized. Bases 315 to 2321 code for a protein of 668 amino acids. The record is from RefSeq and is a predicted model, not a curated record. The transcript has a single exon. NCBI's taxonomy places the organism in Eukaryota, Fungi, Ascomycota, Dothideomycetes, Pleosporales, Cucurbitariaceae.
AUCCCAAGUAUGCAUGUUAUCGACAUGGGAAUCUUCCAAUAUAUCACCGCUUUGUGAGCGAAGCAUCAAUGACAGGUUGGCAGGCUUCGACGGCCCCUGGCGAUCAUGCGUGCAUGCGUGGGUGGGCCGGGAUUUCGCUCUACCCUAUUGCCGGCCAGAACCGCCAUGUCGCCAAAAUCAGGAAGGAUGACAGCGUUUUCUGUCCGGCGGAGUAGUUCAAUUGCCUUUCCUUCCUUACAUUCACUUUCUUAUCGUUUCUUCGUUCAAGUCGCUCCUUUCCCCCAGCCUAUCGCUUGGUCUGGAAUCGCGCCAAUAUGGCAGCCACCGAAGCUGCGGCGGACCGCCGCAUCGUGUCCUCCGUCUUGCACCACCUGUCGGAUAUGAAGUACAAGGAGCGUCGACAACUAGGGCCGGAUCAGCCCGUUGAGUUUAUGGAAUUUCGACCUACCCUGGUGCCGUCUAUCCUAGUGAACAAAAUGUGGGCUGACGAAGGCACCUCCCUGCUUUGGAAGCGCUACCCGCAUCUUCCGGCUCUGAGCGGCAUGAACUUCGAUCGACGGCAAGAGUAUGCAAACAAGGUGGAGCGACUCUUCGUACUAGGACCAUCGUCGGAUAGUGACGAGGAUCUGACAUACCUAGAAGGACUGACGUGGCCGAACCUGACGAGCCUUGAAUUGGAGGUUGACUGGAAGGCUCAUGGCAGGAGCUUUGAGAACAUGCUCCAUGAAGGUCUUGAGCAUCUGGAGUUUUCAGGCCCGCAGACCGGCGACUCCAAGUUCAUUGCCGAAGUUCUUCUUCCCACCUUGUUCGCUCCUUGCAGGAAUCUUCAAAGUGUACACUUCGGCCCAAGCGCAAUCGACCCUGAAGACCCUGUCCACACUCGCGCUUUGAGCGACGUACUUGACUCUGUACCAAGCAUCAAAGACGUUCGAAUUAUGAACACCAACUUCUUCGGCAAGGAUCUGCUUUUUGGUCGCUUGAUCCAACGCCCUGGUCUAGAGGCGCUGGAACUUGACCUUGAUCCUGGCCUACAAUUACUAUCACAGCUUUCGAGCCCCAGCGCGUUAUCUUCUCCGUUUGCCUCACUCAAACAUCUCCACAUUAUGUGCUACCCUGAGAUUGCACUCGCCCUUCCAGGUCAUUUACGCCAUAUUGAGGACUUGCAGCUCGAUGUCGCACGAAUACCGAACCAGCCUUUUCUGGAUUCAGACAUGAGCAUACUGGAUGAGCUACUCGAUGCACUUUCGCAAUGCCCAAAGCUUCAGUCACUGAGAGUCAACAUUGGCCAGCUUGCAUUGAACUUUCCCUCAUCCUCGUCGUGGCCAUUGCUUUCUGGCACAACGCUGAUUAAACUUGCGACUGGCUGCUCGAAGCUACAAGAUCUCAGUUUACUUGCCUCUGAAUCAGCUGCCAUCGACGGGUCAAUCAUUUCUAGUGCUCAGUUUGACGAAUUUUGCAGGAAUGCACCACAUCUCAAGAAUCUGAGCUUAAAGUUUCAUCCUAGUACAGUCAUUGCCCUCGAAUCAGUCGCCAUUCAGAGCUUAGGAAAACACUGUGCCCUACUGGAAGUGCUGCGUUUGAAGAGUGCAUUACAGUUACCCACCUCAACAGUGCUCGAUGUACCGUCACGUAGUGACACCGCUCGUGCCACAAGCACUCCAUCCCAGAUGAUCGAUAAUCCACCAGUGAUCACGGUCAAUGGAAUUACUCACGGGGACUACCCUGGUACACAAACCGUGUCCGUGAAACCUUUAUUCCCACGCUUGACCCACCUCGCUCUUGCCCGUCCCCAGUCCAUCCUUUCCAUCGUUAACGAUACCUAUACAAUAUCAUCUUCAUCACAGCCCAGCUCAAUGAUUGAUUCAUCAAUCGAAGAAGAUCUUGUUCGAACGUGGGCGCAAUACCUGCUAGCCAAUUUCCCUCGCCUCGAGAUACUAGAGGCGUGGGGUGAUUGGGCCGGGCUUGACAAUGAGUCUUUGAUUUACUUUCUGCCAUUGGAGGAGGUACUGGCGAGUACGUGGGAGUUUCUAAGCGGGGUAGAACAGGAUAUGUGGGAGGAUGGAGUAGACUCGGACGACCUCGGAGCUGAUGUUGAAGACUGGGGUGAUGAGUUUGAGGAAGACAUCAGCUUUGAUAGUCACGGCAGCGGAGAAGACUGGGAAAAGGCUAGUCUAAUCAACGAGUUCCCGGUGCAGGACAUCCAUAGUGUGCAUCUGGAAGCAUACGAAGAAGAGCCAGAGGGGUCCAUCACACCCGGGGGAAAGCCAGACAAAGAAAAGGAAGCUUUCUUCGAACAUGUCAAGGGCCAAUACAUUGGCUGAAUAAAGGAUAUAAUGCACGGCACUGCUCACUUAUGUUACGAACUUGCGCCUCUCUUAGAUGUUCUCUUUAUCUAUAUGGCGCUACUUGUUACUUCUUUGAUAGCAACACUAGGCGUCCACUUGCGACACACAAAGAAGCCUUGUAAACAAGGCAAAUUCGUAUGCUGCUUGCAGUUAGGUUAAAUCUUUCUCGGGGAUCGUGAGCAGUGCGCAGGCAUGGGAAAUCGAAGUAUUGAACUGAGGUUGUAUUGUUGGAAACUAUAAAAAGUACAUCUAGGGUGGGUGACCGUAAACAGCGCUAAUCCACAACAUGGCACGUGUCUCCUCAGAGGUGAGUUGCAACUACGCAUUAAAGCAAGAGAGGACUUUCUUUCUGCAAAGAACAUAUAGCGGGACGUUUAUAUCAAGCAGGGUUCAAUGUCACCUUCAUCUAAAGGCAUCCCAUCGGUGCAAAUAAAGGAACUGUUCAGGUGCAAGACUGGAAUGAACACACA